AAAAAAAAACCAGGCCGCCAAUCGACGGCACGCACCGCUGCCGCAGUCAAGUUGCGCAGAAGAAGGAAGCAGGAAGGGGGUGAGCCCUCUCGCGGCGGCUGAGUCGUCUUUGGCUCCGGUCGGAGCAGCUGUCAGUGCGCAGAGCGGCGCGUCACGACGACGACGACGGAGGCAGGAGCUUUGUGGAGCAGACGGCGGCUCUGAUAAAAUGCAGCUCCGCGACUGUCUCUGCGGCGUCUCCCGUUGUCCCGCGGUCGAUGCGUGCCAGCUCUCCGACCACCGCGUCUAGCGCCGGACGAGCCGACAGACACGGACAGGGGUCAUUUUCUCUGCAGCUUUUUUUUUUAAAAUCUCUGACGGCGGAGUGUUGUCUGCUCCGCGCGGUCCGGUCCGACUCAACUAGUCCAGACAUGAGUAACGUUAAUCUGAUUUUCUGGGACCAGUUGCAGGCUGGCAGCUCCGACGUGGACUGGUGUGAAGGCAAUUACCUCAUCUACCCCAGCAUCGCUGAGUUUUACAACACGAUCAGCAACAUCUUGUUUUUUGUUUUGCCGCCCAUAUUAAUGUGCUUGUUCCGCCAGUAUGCAACACAUUUCAACAGUGGGAUUUACCUCAUAUGGAUUCUGCUUGUUGUGGUCGGUAUCGGAUCAACAUAUUUCCACGCCACCCUCAGCUUCCUGGGCCAGAUGCUGGAUGAGUUGGCCAUCUUAUGGGUGCUCAUGUGUGCCAUUGCCAUGUGGUUCCCCAAGAGAUACCUACCUCGGAUGUUCAGGAGGGAUCGGUCAAGGUUCAAAGUGGUCAUCGGCAUCUUGUCAGGCAUCACCACAGGGUUGGCCUUUGUCAAACCUGUCGUCAACUCACUGUCACUCAUGACUCUGGGCAUCCCCUGCACUGCACUGCUCAUUACUGAGCUUAAAAGGUGUGAGAACCCGCGUGUGUUCAAGCUGGGCUUGAUCUCAGGGAUCUGGUGGGCGCUGGCCCUGCUCUGCUGGAUCAGUGACAGGAUAUUCUGUGAAAUGUGGUCAUCUGUCAACUUUCCCUACUUACACUGUGCUUGGCACAUCCUCAUAUGUCUGGCCUCUUACUUGGGCUGCGUUUGCUUCGCCUACUUUGACGUCGCGACCGAGGCCCCAGAGCGAGGACCCGUCAUCAUGUUCUGGCCCAACGAGAAGUGGGCCUUCAUCGGUGUGCCCUAUGUCUCCUUCCUCUGCGUCCACAAGAAGUCGACGAUCAAGGUGACUUAAAGUGACCCGAGUCUGCGGCACGUCCGGUCGUGCUUCCACAUUUCCCACCGGGAUGUCUUCAAACAGCACGACACACGCCGACGUCUGUGAGUCGGCCGACAUCCACCGGCGCUCUAGUGACUGAAUGAUGUCGGUGAUUCACACGCGGGCCAACCGAGAGGAUUCAUCUUUUCCCCGGCUCCUUCUCUGGUCAGGUCUUCAUUACACAGCAGGGUUUAUGCAACUCAAGUAGAAAGGCAGAGAACAAAAUGAGUCUGACAUGACACACAGUCACUUUUUACCUAACUCACAAAUAUCAAAGCCAAGAAACCUUUUCAGUGUUCCAGAUGCAUUCUCAUGCUUUGCUAUGAGAACGUUUGUACAUUUUUUCUUUCACUCAGAAAACCUCAUUAUAAAGCAUUAUUUUGCCUUUAUAAAACAUAAAUAUAGCAUCUCAUAGGUGCAGUCUGGCUAUAAUGAAAGAUGUUCAAACAAUAAAGCACUGGAUUCGUUGACUGAUUAAAACUCGAAGAAUCAACUUGCCAGUUCACAGGAUGUUAUAGUAAGUGUUACAAGUGGGUGAUGCACACAAAGCCGAACAGGUUUCUGCUGUUAUACCUGCCAUUCAUGAAAAACUCAGAAACACAACCCCCCCCCUCCCUAUUUCCGGUGUGCUAUGUUGUUUGUUUGUUUUUCUUCCAGCAUGCCACAGUGAUAGAGAUAGUAGAGAGAUGUUUAAUAUAUUCCUGUGUAUAUUUUUUUUACUUACAAUGUAAUAUGCAAUUAUUUUCCUAGUAAAAGCCUAUCAUUGAUGUAUUACUGAAUUAAUAGGUACCCAUAUGAUAUUGGCCAAAAUCUAAAAGGAACAGAAUGUGAAAUCAGAAUGUAUUGAAAGACAAUGAAUUGACAAAUCAAGUGAAUAAUAACUAUUUUUGCACAGAAUGAAGAAUGGUUUUCAGAGCCUUUGGUUAAGUGCACAGUCGACAAACUAAAAAAACUAUUAACUCAAUAAUUAGCUUGCUAAUGUACAGCUUUUAAUGAUGAGAAGUAGUUUUUUUCCCACACCCGGACAUCUCACCUCUUAAACUGCUCAUCAGGGUUAUAUAUUCCAGACUCAGUGUUUUAAACAUGACAAAUGACUCAAUGUCAUUGAAAUUAUGUAAAAAGCCGUAAUCAGGAGGUUUGUGAUGUACUGUCAACUGUUUUAUCUAAAAGGUGAAAAACAAUGUAUUGGUUACACUUAGUAUGGAGGUGAUGUGUAGCUCAUAGCAGGUCAAAUAAUGGGACAGUGUUAAUGUUUUAUUACCUCCGACCUAAAACUAAAACUCUUGUGUUAAAAUAUAUAUAUAUGUAGUCUUUAUGCAGAAUUAAAAAAGGGAAGAAUGUUUGAGGCAAAGUAAAACAAAAUGACCGUUGAUAAUGUGUUGUUCUCAAAAUGGCUUUGAGCUGUUCAUCUAACAUCGUUUUCCUCCCGUCGUCCUGCUGAGGCUUCUGGGAACUCAAAAUUAUUUGUGAAGGUUCAAAAGAAGGAUCGCAGUUUACAAAGGAAACUGCCAUUUUCCUGAGGUUGUGAAAUGAUUGAGGUUUUUUAAACAUGAAGUAUUUUUGUUUCGUCCAAAGCAAUUUAUAUUUUUCUAAGUGAAGUGCAGCCAAAGUCAAAGCAACUGCAAAGUAUUUUGAUACCGUACUAUUACCACAUUUGUAUUGCCAAACAUUGUUAUUUGUCACAGUCUCUUUUUUUUCCAUUGUAUCUUUAAGAAAAACUUUUGGGACAAUAUUGACAAUGUGAACAAGAUAAUUGUAGAUCCCGGAGAAUAUGUAUUAUGCCGCAAAUUAUAUUGAAUCAUUAGUUGUUUUUUUAUAAUGCAGUGCAGUAUAAGUCAGUGAAUAAUCAUUAGAUAAUGGACUGUGUCUGAACGGGGGAGCCUGUUUAACGCUGCCCACUGCAUUGUGAUGUUUGUCUUGGCAUGAGGUAUGAUAAUGAUCACAUAACAAUGACUUGUCUUCUUCUUUUACUUGAGUGUUUAUAUAAAUCUCAGUUUUUUUUCUGCUUGCAUUGACAAUAUACAAACAAACUGCACAGAAUAUUUAUUUUCGUAAUUUAUCCUGUUUUUAUAAACAUUUGUAAUAGAUUAGACCAUUAGUACUUUAUGUUAUGUUAUGCAAUAAACAAAGUCCUAUGCUCAA
Molecule: messenger RNA, 3410 nt
Organism: Scophthalmus maximus (turbot)
Lineage: Eukaryota; Metazoa; Chordata; Actinopteri; Pleuronectiformes; Scophthalmidae
Gene: acer2
Product: alkaline ceramidase 2
Exons: 6
Coding region: 258-1244 (328 amino acids)
Biological process (GO): ceramide metabolic process
Cellular component (GO): membrane
Molecular function (GO): hydrolase activity, acting on carbon-nitrogen (but not peptide) bonds, in linear amides
Source: RefSeq, a predicted model, not a curated record